AUGCAGCAGCAAUGGGGAACCCUCUUCGGCAAAAUGGUAGAGAAGCCUGCGGCAUCAGCAGCUGCGGCAGAGUACUCGUCUCGGGCGAAGCGUGUGGCCCUGGCUUCGUCGACGGAGGCCAAGUCCGAAGUGGCGCUGAAGCUAGGGGUGAUCAGUGCUCAACGUACGAGGCUCCUGGAAGCCGCUGUGACGUAUCAGUUCUCUUUGAACGUGGAGGACGCAGUUUAUGUGAGUAUGAAAAGCGCUCACGACCAGGAGUACUUGCCGCGGGUGAAGGGCCAGAAGGGCCACAAGCUCGGUGCUCCAGAUUCGUUUCAAUUUGCAGGUGCGGCGCUCGCGCUCGGGACCAAGGGGUCGGCUGAGCAGCAGGCCAUCGUACGGAAAUGCAUGGACAGUUUCGUCCCAGGCUCCCUUCAGGCGCAGCUCUUGAUUCGCUUGUUCAGAACUGAAAAGAUGUUCGACUCGAAGCUGCGCCGUUUGAUUGUAACGAUCGCCGACAAGCAGCUCGAGCAGUGGCGGGUGGUCAUCGGCAUAAGGUACUUGUCUCUGGUGCAGGUCAGGAGCAGUCGUACCUCGGUCUCUCGCUCGACGGCGUGA
This is a messenger RNA of Prorocentrum cordatum, 597 nucleotides long. The record is from the annotation of a GenBank genome assembly. NCBI's taxonomy places the organism in Eukaryota, Dinophyceae, Prorocentrales, Prorocentraceae.